GUGGGUCCGCCGGUUGCCGGAGGAGGGAUGUUCCUCACUCACCACUUUUGAGAAGGGGAUUGGCUUGCGGGCCGCGGGGUAUCGGCCCCCGCGCUCCCACGAACACGCAGCCGCCGCGUGUGCUCGGUAGACAAAAGGGGCUUGUUCCAGCGCUUUGUGCGUUCAGGGGAGGGUCCCCCGGGGUCACCGCUCCGCCGCUGCGGCCGGCCGAGGUGUGUGCGGAGAGGGGCGGCCCUCGCCUGUGGCGCGGGGGGUGCGGGCCGGAAAGAGGAAGGGCGUCCCCGCACACGAUGACUGAGUUUGGCCUCUGAGCCCACUCCGGGCAGAAUCCUUCUGUGGAAGAGUCCCACGGCGGUGCUCACAUGCGAUCUUAAGCCUUCCAUGGGGCUGCAAACGCCCUCCGGCACAGGCUUCCUUGAGCACGUCAGGGGCAAGGAGGGAGGUUGGUGUGGCGCAGGGUGAGCACAGCUCUGGCACUGUUCUGCUUGGGAGUCCUAAGACAAGUUUCUCCGGAGACAGGCAGACAUUCCCGUGAGCCAUCUGGUGCCCACCAUCGGGGCCCAGAGAGAACUCCAGGGAUGGUGUUUGGGAAGUGUCCUGGGCUGGCUCAGCCAGGCAGGGCAGCAGGCAGUGGCGUUUAGUUGCCAGUGCUUAGUUCACUAGUGGCAAAGGCAGAACAAGGGGCUGUUUGUGCCAAAUUUAGCUCCUUGUGAGUGAUGCCAGGGCUGAGCCUGUCCAUCCUAGUGCAUGUGAUCGCCCAGACAUGGGUGCAGAGCUAUUGGUGUCCUGCAGCAAGUGGGGACACCUUUUAUCUCUAGCUCAUCCCCGUGGUGGUGGCAGCCAGGACAGGUGGGCACGUGUCUGGACAGAGGACUGAGGUGAAGGUGGAGCCUCCCUUGCAUGCUCUGCUGGUGCCUGGCGGUGGGCAGCAGCAUGGCAAGGGGUAAACCCAGGUGCUCCACUGACUGCAUGGUAGGACUGGGAGCCCUCACAGACAGUCAGGGUACCCUGCCAGGAAGGCCGCCCCAUGGCUGACAUCUGGGUAGGAGGGCAGCCUGCCUGCACAGGCAGGCACAUUGGGCUGUGCCCAGCCUGGGUAUGGCAUUACAGUGCUAAGAUCCUUGGAAAAAUGGGAGAGCUGUUGGUUCUGGGCACAGCUGUGCCAGGCAAAGCCAUGGGGCAGUGGUGCUCUGGGCAGGAGGCUUGGCUGCCCCUGCCUUUCUCCCUCCUAAGGUGACAUUUUGUCCAGGGGUAGUGGAAUGCCUCCUGAGCCCUGCCCAGCAUUAGGGCUGGAAAGUGGUGCCCAGGGGCAUAUGCACAAUGACUGACCUGCUAGGAAGCCAUGUGUGCUCCCUGGCACUGAGGUCUGGCUGCUGCCCAAAACUGGUCGUGCAGGCACUUUGAGCAGAGGUCAUUCCCUGGCCAGACUGGGAGCAACUGGGCAGGGUGAAGAGCCCAUGGGCAGGGUGGGUGCAGGAGCCUCAGCAUGGGGCCAGGUUAGCUCUGCCGUGCAGGUGGCUAUAGGGUCUUGCCGCAUCCACACUGGGGCAUGGGGCACCCCAGGUCCUGCCCCAUGCACCUGCAUGCCCUGUGCUACUUCCACCACGGAGAAGCAGCUCCAGUCGCUUGCCAGCCCUUUGGUGUGGAGUUGGCAAUCCCUGGCCAUUGCAGAGGCAGGAUGGGCAGAGAUCAGUGCUGGCAAUGGACACUGCCUAGCCCAGCCGGGCACUGCUUGUCCCAGGGCUGCCAGGACUGCACCUACCAGCUAGGGCAGAGGGCAUGGGCCGGGAUCUCAUGUGCUGGCAGCACCAUGGCUAUACUUCCUCUAAGCACAGCAAUACAGGGUGCCAGGUUCAUUUUGGUUGUGGGUGUCAGGGAGGGUAGGCAUGUGCCAGGGCUCAGCACUUCUACUGUUGUCUCCUAUGUGCACAUAGGGUGGGAUAGCAUCCUUUGGGCAUUGAAAUCACCACGGGUGCCCAGACAGGCUCAGUGUGGGGUUGGAAGCAGCAGCAGGGGGCUGGCAUCCAUGCUGGACAAAGGGCCCUUGUGCUGCCUGCGAGGGAAUCUGCUGGGAUGGGACAUUUUUCUUUCUCUCCCCUCCCUGAUGCUCUUGCUCAGAAAUUCACGCGACCAGAGAAGGGAGAAAGCCUGGCCCCACAGAUCCCUCUGUGGUGCCUGGGGCUCAGAUACCUUCUCGGAAGCCUCUUUCUCCCCUGACACGCGGUGGCCAUGGAACAUCCCUUGGGAUAUUCUGGGGGCUGUGCUCCUGCCCCCCUUGAUGCCCCUCUCUGUCACCCAGGUGGAGGAUGGGGGCAAGGCUGCACUGUCCCGCCGGCUGCAGCCAGGUGAUGAGCUGGUGAACAUCAGCGGGACCCCACUGUACGGAUCCCGCCAGGAGGCCCUCAUCCUCAUCAAGGGCUCCUACCGCACUCUGAAGAUGGUUGUUCGCAGCACUCAGGGGCAGGGACGGCGCGAGGGCACUGCCCAAGGGGCAGGGAUCCCACGGGACUGUGCUGGGGCUCAGCAUCAUCCAUGGAGGAACGUGCCCGUCUUCCGGCCCCAUUCCUGGCACGUGGCCAAACUUGCCGAAAGCCGCCCAGACGUCCCCACCAUGCACUGCCCGGCUGAUGCCUUCAGCUUCUCCUGGCCUUCAGGGUGUGAUGUCAGCACUGACCGGAGCAGCUCCAUCGGGAGCAUGGAGAGCCUGGAUCAUCCCAGCCAGGCCUGCUAUGAAGGAGACCCCUCACCCGUUGACCAGGGCAUGUACCACAGCAAGCGGGACUCGGCCUACAGCUCCUUCUCUGCCAGCUCCAUUGCCUCUGACUGCGCCCUCUCUCUCCGUCCUGAAGAGGCCGUGUCCAUUGAUUCGAGCCUCCAAGGCCCCCGCAAAGCCCCUGACAGGCACUACCUGACCACAGGGGCUGAGCCAUCUGCCAGCUGGCACCCUGAGGCGUGGCGGGCACCAGUGCCCCCCCAGCCCCCUGUCAGGAGGGACAGCCUGCGAGCAGCCCCAACUGGCAGAGGGGACAAGUGCCAGGCCUCAGUGUCAGUGGAUAUGCUGCAUGCCAAGGGCCGGUGGAUCUCUGACACCUUCCUCUGCCAGCGGGAUGGGGAAGCAGAAAUAGUGGGCAGGAGGAAACUGGAGCCAUACCCCACAAAAGACUGUCUUUCUGCUGACCAGUAUUACAUGCUGAGCUCCCACCCGGACCGUUGCCCAGCUGAGCCACUCCUGGGGGAGAGCAUGGAGUCUGACAACCAGCCAUACGUGGAUGACAGCAUGCACCAAGUGCCUGAUGCCACAACAGCAGGUGACAACCCAUUGCUGUCCCCUCUCAAGGGCCACGUGUCGCACCGUCACAGUGCUCCCGAGCAACUGCUGGCCUCCCAGUUCCGCUCUCUCCAGCUGGGCACCAACAGCGGGCGAGCCUCUCCAGCCCCUGGUGGGCAACACUGGACCUUGUCUCCGCUGCAUCCUGAGGGCAGCCGAGGGGGAACCACAGGGGCUGCCCAGGAUCCCCCGCUCUGCCCAGAGCCUGGCUGCCGCCCACCACCCUGCCGCUGCUGCCCUGAGCUGCAGCAAGCCUGCGGGCAGGAUGGCCGGGGGGCAAGCCCAGUACUCAGCACUGAGGGGCCAGUGGAGGAGGAGAGCCGGGGAGGGGCCCGGCGGGCUGGAGGUCCUCCCCACCGCUCUGCUCAGAUGCGCCGCCGCAGCGACCGCUUUGCCACCAGCCUGCGCAACGAGAUCCAGCGGCGCAAGGCCCAGCUGCAGAAGAGCCGGGGUCCUGGUGCACCUCUGCCUGGUGAGGAGCCAGUGGAGGAAACUGAGGAGCCCCCAGAGGGCAGUGUACUGGCAGAGCGACAGCCUGCCCCGUCUGGGUGUCACAGCCCCGCACCGAGUGAGGAGAGCAGGAACUCUGGCCGCUCUGCAGAUCGGGGCAUCCCCACUCCUGACCCAGCCCCUAAAGGGCCCUUGUCCCCUGAGCGGGUGGUGCCAACAGCCAGGGGCCGCUGGCGCUGGUCCCCGGAAAACAAGCUGCAGCCACAACACUCGCCCAGCCACAGUGAACUGGAGGGCUACAGCCAGGGCCCGGCGGCCUGCAGCUCCCCACCACCACGGGGCAGCGACGAAGCAGUCCUGCUGCCCUUUGCCGACCGCCGCCGGUUCUUUGAGGAGAGCAGCCGACUGACACCACCCCGGCACAGCAAGCCACCAGCAGGUGAUCCCAGCACCUUCCAGCCCCCUGGCCCUGAGCACCGGGAUGUCCGCCGCCUCUCUGUGGACCAGCCCUACAGCCCACCCUCACCCAGCCGCCCUGGCUCCGCUGGCCCCUAUGCUGAGUGCUGCCGGGAGCAGCCCCACUGCUACAAGCCACUGGGGAGGCCAGGGGAGCUGGAUUACCUGUGGGGCUUUUCCUACCCCUACGGGGUUCCCCUGCGCCCUGAGCCCUACCACUACUGUGGAGGGGACCUGUGCCCGCCACCACGGCCCCGUGGCCACACAUGCCGCUGUCACCCUGUGUCCUGGGUGCGCUGCCCUGACUGCUGCUACCCAGCUACCCAUCCUGGGCGAGAGGAGAGUGAUGCCUGGCCCCUCCGGAGAGCUUUCGUCCCAGAAUUUCCUCAGGGUGAGUGGGAACCACCUUCAGUCACCAGGAAAGUCAGCCAGUCCAUCAGUGAGCUCUCCAGCUACCCGCCCGGUUUCCCAAGGCUUGGCCCAUUCCACACCUGCCUUGAGAGCACUGAGCCAGAGUGGCCACCCUGCUACCGGGCCACAUCCACGCAUGACCUUUUGUGGGAUAGUGACCGCCUGGCCCACACUCCUGAGAGUCCCCCGGAUCCGCUGCACCGCCCACUAAGGGGCAGAGCCUUCUCUGAGAGCCAUCUCAACCUGGAACCUUCCAGCCCCUGGGGCUGUGACCAGAAGGACCUUUUCCGUGCCAAGCUGGACCCUCCCAGCAUCCCCAAAAAGAAGGGCCCCCCACCUCCCCGCCCACCUCCGCCCAACUGGGAGAAGUACAGACAGCGUCGGGCAUCCCAGCACCCGCCAGAUGGUGCUGGGCGUGGCUCUGCCUUCUCUGCUGCCCCAAUGCCAACCCGCAGCAUUGCUGAGGCAGUGAGGGAGCGGUCACAGAGCCUCACCGGGGAGCAGAAAGGCCAGUCCUGGGGGCACACUGCUUGCCCCCCUGCUCCGUCAGGUGCCUGGCCCCGACCUGAGGCCCCCAGAUCACUCCGCAGGACUCCUGGGCCUGAUGCUGCCAACGCGGAAAUUUGCAGGGUGUCAGGAGCCGGGGAGAAGCGGACAAAGAUGAAGCGGUCUGGGGAGAUGGAGGAGCAGCCCCAAAGGCUCAUCCAGAACCAGGAGCAAGACCGUGCCAGUCCCCGUGGGGUGGGUGAGUGCUCCCUGUCCCUGCCUUGUGGCUCUUGCCCUGCCCUGCCGGAGGCACUUAAGCCCAGUUCUGGGGCAGUGGAGGGGGUGAGCUGCCAGGGCAGCUGGCCCCAGCCCCGCUGCAUGGACUCUGAGGAACGACUGUGGGACGUGGCUGUCAGGGACCAUUCCCUGGCCAGUGUCCUGGCCCCCUUGGCUUCCCCUGGCACCGCCAGUGAGGUGAUGGGUGAGCUGCUGGUGGCUGGGGAGCGACCGGCCUGGCGGAAGUGUCUCCAGCAGGACUGGCACCUGGAGGCCCUGGCACAGGACAGGCAAGGUUUUGAGCCCAUCUCGCUGCCUCCCAGGAGUGCUGCCAGCUCCAGUUCCUUCCCAGUGCACUUUGGUGUUGCAGUGGGCAAAACUGAGCCACUCAACAAGGUAAAGGCGCUGCCGGAGGUAGUGGAGGGGAGCUCGGAGGAUGAGGAGGAGGAGGUGGACCAUGAGCUAGUGGAAAAGAAGCUGCAGCUGAUCGAGAGUCUGAGCCGCAAGCUGGUGGUGCUGCAGGAGGCACAGCGGGGGCUGCAGGAGGACAUUAGUGCCAAUGGGGCACUGGGUGAAGAUGUGGCUGCUCGCCUGCAAGCCCUCUGCACCCCAGGGGAGUUCGACAAGUACCGCCUCUUCGUGGGUGACCUGGACAAGGUGGUCAACCUCCUGCUCUCCCUCUCGGGUCGCCUGGCCCGGGUGGAAACUGCCCUGGGCAGCCUCGGGCCACACGCCCCUGCUGAGGACAAGCUGGCCCUGCGGGAGAAGCAGCGGCUGUUGGUGGCACAGCUGGAGGAUGCCAAAGAGCUGAAGGAGCAUGUGGGGCGGCGUGAGGAGGCAGUGGGUGCCAUGGUGGCACGGUACCUGCCCCCUGAGCACCUCCAGGACUACCAGCACUUCGUCAAGAUGAAGUCAGCCCUCAUUGCUGAGCAGAGAGAGCUGGAAGAGAAGAUCAAGCUGGGCCAGGAACAGCUCAGGUGCCUGCGUGAGAGCCUUGGCCAGGCCUCCAAGGACUGCUAGCCCCCCUACCCAGUCUCCCUCUGGGAUCCUGGCUGUGAUCCCAGAUUGCUACCAAAGAGGAUCCAGCCCCUUGUGGAUUCUCCCUGUGUCUGUUCAUCUGUCCAGCCCCUGCCUUUUAUUUAUUUUUCUGAUUUACCAAGCAGGGGAGGGGGUUGCCAGUCCAGGUGCUGACAGGAGUUGUGCCACAGAGCCGUCAUGGGCUCUGGCCAUUCAGCAGCCUGUGGCCCAGCAAGACCAGAUGGAUGGAUGCUACCACCACUCUCAUGGGUCUUUCUGUGCCUAUGAGGUCCCUCUAGCUUGUCCUGGACACCAGUGCCUGUCUUGUAUCUGGUGCUGCACCACAUGCCUUAAACAUCCCCCAGCUACUAUUCAUGCAGCAUCUGAAAGGGUUAAACCGUGCUCACCGGCUGUCCUGUCUGUUUGCCCAGCUCUGUCCAUCUGUGUGGGGGGGGGAGCUGAAGGAAUUUCAGCCCCAGCAUCCUCUUCCUCCUCAUUGUGUCAGAAACAAUGGUCCCGGCCAGCAGAUUCUUAACCCACUCCCUGCUGGCUGAGGGACCACAGGGGGCCGAGGUGAGUGCCAGUAGGUGUUGUGUACCUGUGUCUUGGGAUGGUACCCUGCCAGGGCAUGGAUGCUGGGACAAAUACACUGAGGCCUGCACUACUCUCUGUCACCAAUGCUGUGGGCAUGGAGACAACUCAGCCUCAACCAGCCCUCACCUGUAGCUUCUAGCUCAACACCAGGAUUAAUAGAGGAAAAACCACAUUAAGGACAAAAUGGGGUACCUGUCCCCUCCUUUCUGCUGUAACAGCCACAAAUAGCACUUAGAUGUCACCCCUGCCACCUGUCUCCAUGGCAUGAGCAGGUGCCUUCAUACUGAUUUUGCGCAGGGGUUUAAUGCAACCAGCAGGAGCUUGGGGCAGGGGGGUAAACGUUUUGGGGAGGCACGUAGGCAGCAGCGCUUUGGUGUGGCCCCAUAGCUGGACAACCCAGCCCAGGGUUCAGGCAGCAUCCAUGCCUGCCUGUGAGCUCCAGCAGCAGCCCUGCUGUGUUGCUGCCCCUGCUCUGGGCUACCCUUUAGCCUGUUAAACACUACACUUCACACUUGCCUGGCUGUACUGUGGGAUGGUGCCUGGCAGGAGUGGGGUCCUCAACAUUCCCUCCAUCUCAACCACCCCAGAAUCAUUGCUAGGACCAAAGACUGCACCCCCUGGUGGCCAUGCUGCUCUCGUGGUGGGGUUCAGCAGCCUUGCCUGCAUGUUGCUGCAUGCCAUUGUAUCUCUAACAGUAAAGCAGCAGCAGGAGCUGCACUUCUGUUCCA
Molecule: messenger RNA, 7746 nt
Organism: Zonotrichia albicollis (white-throated sparrow)
Lineage: Eukaryota; Metazoa; Chordata; Aves; Passeriformes; Passerellidae
Gene: SHROOM4
Product: shroom family member 4
Biological process (GO): actin filament organization
Cellular component (GO): adherens junction; apical junction complex; cortical actin cytoskeleton
Molecular function (GO): actin filament binding
Source: RefSeq, a predicted model, not a curated record